Messenger RNA from Apus apus (common swift), 816 nucleotides. It is a transcript of the gene FOXR1, whose product is annotated as forkhead box R1. Gene Ontology annotation, molecular function: DNA-binding transcription factor activity; sequence-specific double-stranded DNA binding. Lineage: Eukaryota; Metazoa; Chordata; Aves; Apodiformes; Apodidae. Gene Ontology annotation, cellular component: nucleus. The record is from RefSeq and is a predicted model, not a curated record. The coding region runs from base 1 to 816 and encodes 271 amino acids. Gene Ontology annotation, biological process: regulation of DNA-templated transcription. The transcript is spliced from 6 exons.
AUGGGAGAAGAGCUCAAAUUCACCAUCACUACUGAAGAGUGUCUGCAAGGUCUAACAGCUCCUGACAAGACCCCGUGCCAUCGAAUGCUGCAGUGGCACGCUGACCCCCUCGCACACGAGUGCUUGCUGCCAGGGCCACUACCCGAUACCAGGGAACCUGGUGUUCAGCCCCACCUCUGGAUGUGGGUAAACCCAAACCUGGUCUGCUCCAUCCCUGGAAGCCCUGGCAUGGACCCAGCCAGAUCCAACGGUCCAGUGGCCUCAGUCCCUGAUGCUAUGGAAACCUCCUCUCCAAACACAUCCUGGGACUACUCUGACUCAGAUUGCUUCAAGGAGGAUGUGGUGUCAUCCUCCAGUGAGGCUGGAAAGCUUACUGAGAAUGAAGAUGCUUUACCGGCUCCUCAGGAGAUGCUGGAAACUCCCGAACCCAAAGCAAUUCUGAUGCCUCAAACAUCUGCAGUCCUGAGACCUCACAGUGGGACACUCCAGUACCCCAAGCAGACAAGCACUGAAACCAAGGGAGGCUGGCCCCGUCCCCCCCUGAAUUACUGCCUCCUCAUCACCCUCGCCCUGUGCAACAGCACCAGUGGCAGUCUGACCGUGCAGCAGAUCUACCAGUUCACACGAAGCUGCUUUAAGAAAACUACUGGCUUUGUGUGUGGUGAAAGAAACCGCAAGUCCCGGCUGUGGAAACUGACUGCAGAAGGACGCAGAAGGUUUCAGAAGGAAGCACUGGCUCUGCCCAAGGAGGCUCUCGACUUGGUGCGCCAAAGCAUGAGCAAACCAGAUCUCAUGACAUCUCUCUUCAGCCUGUGA